Molecule: messenger RNA, 906 nt
Organism: Leptomonas pyrrhocoris
Lineage: Eukaryota; Euglenozoa; Kinetoplastea; Trypanosomatida; Trypanosomatidae
Exons: 1
Coding region: 124-906 (260 amino acids)
Molecular function (GO): protein binding
Source: RefSeq, a predicted model, not a curated record
AGCGCUUUUCAAAAGAAACACGCGGAAAGCAGGAGAGCUGCGCCGUCCUUCCGCGACGGCAACGUCUGUACCUCUUCUUUAGUGAUCACGCAUGCACACGCACCCAUACAGCGACGUCCUAGAAUGACAACUUCACUUUCCGCCUCUCCGCCGCCCUCCGCUUCCAAGGCUGAGCACUGCCUUCAGAGUGCGCGGGCCGCGAAGGCAGCCGGCAACGCCGCCUUGAAAGCCAACGAUCUCCGAGGUGCGUCCUUUCAGUACAAGAAAGUGUACCUCUUUGUAGCGGAGUACCUCCCCCACGACGUGGCGGGGCCCUCCACGCUGGCGUCGAGCACGAGCAGGGAUGAGAGCAACAACGGACUUGUUCAGCUGCUGCAGCAGCGGCGCCCUCGCUCCCCCGUGAAGGCCCCCCUGUUGUCAUCCGCGCCGCCGCCGGACAUGCCUGCAGCAGCACAGCAACAGCAGCAGCAGGCAGAGCAGGCAAAAGAAAUGAUCGCGUUGUACGCGACGAGCCUAAACAACCUCGCACUGGUGCACUUGAAGCUGGGUCGAUAUCGCGAGGGCGUUGCCUGUGCCUCUGCGAUUCUCGACGACUCGAAGCUUCGCGCUGCGCUGGACACCACGCACAACAGCGCGGAUCCCUCCAAGAAAGCGGCGGCCCGACCGCCACAGCCGCCUACCAGCGACACACCAGCAGGGAGAGCGCUGCUGCGCCGUGCCUCGUGCUAUGUAAAGUUGGCGGAGUGGGCCGCAGCGGAGGCGGAUGUGGCGACCUUGAUGCGCGCACACGCGGCGGCAGGCACGGCACCGGACGCGGCCUGCGUGCAGCUCACGGAGUCCAUCCGACACGGUCGAAAGGCGGAGACGGAGACGGAAAAGAAGAUGAUGCAGCGCAUGUUUUCGUGA